Messenger RNA from Symbiodinium sp. CCMP2592, 1113 nucleotides. The record is from the annotation of a GenBank genome assembly. NCBI's taxonomy places the organism in Eukaryota, Dinophyceae, Suessiales, Symbiodiniaceae.
AUGGAGACUCCGGUCAUGAUGAUGGAGGUUUUCAGCAUGCCCUAUGCACUCUCUCAACAGAAGUGUCAGGAUUCGCAGCUCCAGAGUUGGGGCAACACCGAGGUCUUUCCCGCUUUUCCGUGCCCACCCAUGAUGACCCCGACGCCCGCGUGGCAAUCCUGGCCGGUGCCGAUGCCGGCAGUCUGGCCGCAAGCUUGGCCUCAAGCGUGCUUCGUUCCCGGCUGCGGUCCGGCGAUGAUCGUGCCAAUCAAUGCUUGUGCGCCUGUGGAGGUUCCUCCCCAGAUCCUCAUCGAGGAGGUCCCCGUGCAAGGUACUAGCUCAAGCGAAGGUGAAGAAGCGAUGCCGGCGAUGACUUCGUCUUCGGGUGAGGAAUCUUCAUCCCCAAGGACCGAGGAGGCUCCAGCUGAUCCCCUCCGAGACUUACUGGGUCGUCUCAAGGACAAGCUGGUGGACUCGGAUGAACCGGAGAUCUGCGAGACACCACGUGAUGAAGGUGCGGAAGACUCCGAGGAGCUUGACAGCGUGUCACCCAUCUCCGAGCUGGCCUCUCCCCUGCUGGGGGAAGAUGGCCGGAAGAUGGGCCAGGAAAUCUUGAAGUUGCUUCAGACUCCUAGUGGACGAGUCACGAUCGAGGAGGCAUCAUCGGAGGCUCCCUCGCUCAGCUCCACGAAGCGCGCGAGGAAGCAUCGUCGAGGCCGCGAGGCAUCAUCCAGGGGGCAGCGGCUCUGCUGCAACUUCGUCCUUGGCAUGGGAUCUGACUACGUGCCAGCAAUCAUAGGGCGUCGUGGCAUCAACACCAAGUCUAUCUAUGAGGAGACUGGCUGCAAGGUGCGUGUGCGAGGCCGCGGCUCUGGGCACCAAGAGCAAGGAAGCAACAAGGAAGCACCAACCAACCUCAUGCUUGCAGUCACGGCGGAAGCUGACAACAGCGAUGGCUUUUGCAAGGCCGUUGCCAUGAGUCUGACCUUGUUGGAGGAGGUUGAGCAGCGCUACUACUUCGAUCAUUGGUGGCAUCCAGAGUCCUUCCUCUUCUCCAUCCAUAUGGAGCACGAAGAUUUGAAGGAGGAGUUGGCUGUGGAGCUGGGCGAGAACUUCCUUGCACGAGUCAGCUGA